This is a messenger RNA of Oncorhynchus kisutch (coho salmon), 3204 nucleotides long. Its product is annotated as serrate RNA effector molecule homolog. Gene Ontology annotation, biological process: mRNA processing; primary miRNA processing. The record is from RefSeq and is a predicted model, not a curated record. Gene Ontology annotation, cellular component: nuclear body. The transcript is spliced from 19 exons. Bases 107 to 3016 code for a protein of 969 amino acids. Lineage: Eukaryota; Metazoa; Chordata; Actinopteri; Salmoniformes; Salmonidae.
CCAACUUCCGGAAAAUGUGUUUCCUGUCUAACGGCGUCGCCAUUAAGAGACCACGCAGCAUUGCUAAAAUAACGUGAUUUAUUAACAGACCUACAUUUUUAGGGUGAUGGCGGACAGUGAUGAUGAAUAUGAUCGCAGAAGGAGAGACAAGUUUCGUCGUGAGAGGAGCGACAACUAUGACCGCUCCCGAGAGAGAGAGGAAAGGCGUAGGGAUGACUGGAAUGACAGGCGCCCAUCUGCAAGGGAGUGGGACAGGGGCAGGGAGCGGCGUAGCCGGGGGGAGUAUCGGGACUACGAGAGAGGUCGCAGGGAGAGGUUCUCCCCACCCAGGCACGACAUGAGUCCCCAACAGAAACGCAUGAGGAGAGAUUGGGAUGAUCAUGGAGGAGAUCCCUACCAUGGUGGGUAUGACUUGGGCUACGGUGGUGGCGGAGGCCCCAGCUACGCCCCUCCACAGCCUUGGGGCCACCCUGACCUUCAUCUCAUGCAGCCUCACCAUGGCAUACCCAUCCAGGCAAGGCUAGGAAACAUCCAUGAUAUGGAUCUGGGCCUGCCACCUCCGGUGAUGAAGAGCUUUAAGGAGUUCCUUCUGUCCCUGGAUGACUCUGUGGAUGAGACCGAGGCAGUCAAACGUUAUAAUGAGUACAAGAUAGACUUCCGACGGCAGCAGAUGCAGGACUUCUUCCUUGCGCACAAAGAUGAAGAGUGGUUCAGAUCCAAAUACCACCCGGAUGAGGCGGGCCGGCGGAAGGCUGAGGCCCACAGUGGCUUGCAGAACCGGCUGAAUGUCUACAUAUUCCUGAUGGAGAACGGCUGGUUCGACACAGUCUCCUUGGACAUGGAGAAGGCCCAGGCCAUCAUGAAGGUCUUGGAUGCAGCGGUGAUAAAGAUGGAGGGAGGGACAGAUCAUGACCUGCGUAUAUUGGAGCUGCCGUCUGAGGAGGAAGAGGAGAGGGAGAGAGCUGACAGGGCGGCAGCUGUUGGUCCUGGAACUGAACCCCCCAAAAAAGAGGAGCCCAAGGAUAAGAAUCAGGACAAUGACCGCAAACCCCCAGCUGACAAAGAGAAUGGGGAGAGUGAUGCCUGCAGCACGGAGAAGGGGGCAAACGGUGGUGGUGAAGCAGCAGCAGAAGGGAGUGAGGGAGAAGAGAAAGGAGAAAAAGAGGUGAAAAGCAAAGAAGUUGUGCCUGAGCCUAAGAAGCUGAGUAAAAAGAGGAAGCGGAAGCACAGUGGAGACAGUGAAGAUGAGGCCAGUGCCUCUGAGAGUGACUCCGAUUCGGACUCCAACUCCCAUCAUUCCUCUGAUAAAAAUGCAGAGAAGGAGGAUGAGGGUGAGGAAAAGGAGGAAGGGGAGGACAAGGACGAUGAGGAAAAGGAGGAGGGGGAGGACAAGGAUGAAGAGGAAGAAGAGGGUGAAGCUGACGGUAAGAAAAGCAAAGAGGAGAAACCAAAGGAAAGGGCGAGAGAGAGGGAGAAACAAGAGGAGAAGAAACCCAAGGAGGACCAGCCCCUGAGACCCAGGCCUCUCCACAGGACCUGCUCUUUAUUCAUGAGGAGCAUUGCCCCCACAAUCUCCAAGGCUGAGAUCAUAGCUUUAUGUCGGAGAUAUCCUGGGUUUAUGAGAGUGUGCUUGUCUGAUCCCCAACCGGAGCGCAGGUUCUUCCGACGCUGCUGGGUGACAUUUGACCGUAGUGUCAACAUCAAGGAGACCUGCUGGAACCUCCAGAACAUCAGACUGCGUGACUGUGAGCUGGCCCCGGGGGUGAACAGAGACCUAGCCCGGAGGGUCCGCAACAUCAAUGGCAUCACUCAGCACAAACAGGUGCUGCGCAAUGACAUCAAACUGUCAGCCAAACUCAUCCACUCUCUGGACGACAGAGGCAGGCUGUGGAGCCAAAAGGCCCGGGGAGAUAAUGUGUCUGCUGUGGAGAUGGCGGCUCAGAACCCCAUCCUGAAGAACAUCACUGACUACUUGAUAGAGGAGGUGAGCGCUGAGGAGGAGGAGCUACUGGGCAGUGUGGGCGGAGCUGAUGCAGAGGAGGGCAGCAAGGAGGGGAACCCAGCCGAGAUCACUGUGGAGAGGGAUGACACGCUGGUCAAGGUCCAUCCAUCUGCCUUGGCACACAGCAGCUUUACAUUAUUUUUAUGCAGUGAAAUGUUUGGGUUUUGUCUGACGCUAAAGUGGUCAAAUGAAAAGGAAAAAGUACAUUAUCUUGACUUGAUUUCCUUCAUCUCUUCCCAGGUGUUGGACCGUCUUCUCUUGUACCUGCGUAUUGUCCAUUCCAUUGACUACUACAACAACUGCGAGUACCCCAGCGAGGAUGAGAUGCCCAACCGCUGUGGCAUGAUCCAUGUGCGUGGGCCCAUCCCUCCCAACCGCAUCACACACGGGGAAGUGUUGGAGUGGCAGAAGACAUUUGAGGAGAGGCUGAGCCCCCUAUUCAGUGUGAAGGAGAAGCUAUCAGAGGAGGAGGCAGGCAAGAUGGGCCGGAAGGACCCAGAGCAUGAGGUGGAGAAGUUUGUGUCGGCAAACACCCAGGAGCUGGGCAAGGACAAGUGGCUCUGCCCCCUCAGUGGCAAGAAGUUCAAGGGCCCAGAGUUUGUGCGCAAGCACAUCCUGAACAAACACGGGGACAAAAUUGAUGAGGUGAAAAAGGAGGUGGUGUUUUUCAACAAUUUCCUCAUGGAUGCCAAGCGACCUUCCCUCCCGGAGAUGAAGCCACCUCCUCCGCCUGGCCCAGGACAGGGAGUUCUUUCUCCAGGCAUGCCCUUCCCUCCCCAGGGCCUCAUGGGCUUCGGUCCCGGCCAGCCUCGUCCUCCUGUCAUGGGUUACGGAGGUGGACCUCCUUACCCACCAAACCAGUAUGGGGGCGGUCGGGGUAACUAUGACAACUUCCGUGGACAGGGUGGUGGCUACCCUGGUAAACCUCGCAACAACAGAAUGUCUCGGGGAGAUCCACGCAACAUCAUUGAAUACCGUGACCUGGAUGCACCUGAUGACAUGGACUUCUUCUAGACUAUCCAUUUAUUUUAAUCUCUUUUGUUUCUAAUCAUUGUAAUUUCCCCUUCUCAUCCCCUUAUGUUAAGUGAUGAAUUAGCCUCCUAUUUUUUUUGUUCAGUGUCUGCAGCGCAAAGUCUCAGUACAAUUGUAACCAACUCGAAUUACAAAAAUGUAUAACCUCAAUAAAAAACAUUUGAUGACAA